AUGGGUGAUAAAUCAAACAAGACGUUCGUUGGCGCAAUCGACAAUGGCACCACCAGCACACGAUUCCUCAUCUUCGACCCUGCAGGCAACCCGGUUGCCGACCAUCAGAUCGAGUUCGAGCAGCAUUAUCCGCAUUCUGGCUGGCACGAACACGACCCUGAGGAACUCGUCUCCUCGGUCUUGACCUGCAUCGACGAAGCCUGCGCCUCCUUCACCUCCCAGGGCUACUCCCUCUCGGACAUCAAAGCCGUGGGAAUCACAAACCAACGCGAGACGACCGUGGUAUGGGACGUCAAGACGGGGGAACCACUCCACAAUGCGAUCGUAUGGACAGACACGCGCAGCGCGCACAUUGUGCGCGAACUGAAGCAGAAAAAAGGAGCGGACGAGCUUCAGGAGUUGUGCGGGUUACCGCUGUCAACAUACCCGAGUUCGACGAAACUGCUCUGGAUGUUGAGUCACGUUGAUAAAGUGAAGAAGGCGUACGGCGAAGGGAGACUGGCUUUUGGCACGGUGGAUACGUGGCUUGUGUACAAGCUGAACGGCGGCGUGGAGGGAGGGAAGAAUGUAUAUGUGACGGACGCCACCAACGCGAGCAGGACCAUGUGGAUGAACAUCCACAACCUGUCGUACGACGACAAACUGAUUUCGUUUUUUGACCUCGACGUCAAAACGCCGAAACUGCAUUUACCGAAAAUUGUUCCUUCGUCGGAUCCCGAAGCGUACGGCACUCUUGCAGUUGACUGCAAACUCAAGGGAACGAAAAUCACGGGAUGCUUGGGCGACCAGUCCGCCGCGUUGGUCGGGCAAUGCGGCUUCUCGCCCGGUCGCGCGAAGGAUACCUAUGGGACCGGCUGUUUCUUGUUGUACAACGUGGGCGAAAAGCCGGUGAUAUCCACGCACGGACUCCUCGCGACGGUCGCGUACGAUUUUUCGCCUCAGGGGAUCAAGCCCGUCUACGCGCUCGAGGGUUCCAUCGCGGUAGCUGGCUCGUCGGUGAAAUUUCUGGUCAACAAGCUCGGCUUUGGCACCGAGUCGGCCCACAUCUCGGACCUGGCGGGCACGGUCAAGGACAACGGCGGGUGCGUCUUUGUGACGGCCUUCUCGGGCCUGUUUGCCCCCUAUUGGUACGACGACGUCAAAGGCACCAUUUUCGGGUUGACGGGGUAUUCGGAGAAGGGACACAUCGCGCGCGCGACCCUCGAGGCGACGUGUUUCCAAACCAAGGCGAUUCUGGAUGCCAUGGAGAAGGACGCCGGCGUGCAUCUCAAGGAGUUGGCCGUCGAUGGCGGCAUGAGCAAUAGUGAUUUGUGCAUGCAGACUCAGUCGGAUAUAAUCCAAAUCCCCGUCGACCGGCCGCAGAUGCGUGAGACCACGGCCCUGGGCGCGGCCAUCGCUGCCGGGUUUGCUGUCAAAGUGUGGUCUUCCUUUGACGAGUUGAAGGAGAUUAAUAGCGAAGGCAGGCAGAUCUUUGAGCCGAAGAUUUCAAAGAAGGAGAGUGACAGGUUGUAUAGGAAGUGGAAUAGGGCGGUGGAGAUGUGUCGGGGGUGGACGGAGGAGGGGGACGAUGAGGAUGAGGAAUAA
This is a messenger RNA of Fonsecaea multimorphosa CBS 102226, 1584 nucleotides long. RefSeq lists its product as uncharacterized. Gene Ontology annotation, molecular function: glycerol kinase activity. Lineage: Eukaryota; Fungi; Ascomycota; Eurotiomycetes; Chaetothyriales; Herpotrichiellaceae. Gene Ontology annotation, cellular component: mitochondrion. Gene Ontology annotation, biological process: glycerol-3-phosphate biosynthetic process; glycerol metabolic process; triglyceride metabolic process. Bases 1 to 1584 code for a protein of 527 amino acids. The transcript is spliced from 4 exons. The record is from RefSeq and is a predicted model, not a curated record.